UUCAGACGACGCCGUUUUCGUCUGCAGUGAAGUUGCGGGUGUUGCGGUUACCUGAGAAGGAGAGAGAAACCAAGAGAAACUCCAAAAUCCAAAGGUUCGGAAGAACACUUCAUCGCCAAAAUAGCAAUGUCAACCAAGACCCCUAUUGAAAAGCUGCGUCAGCAAUGCCUCCAGAGGGGUGCUCAUGGCAUCAAGGGCCUGGCAAGGCAGUUCCGCAUCAUGGAUGACUCCGGGGACAAGAAGCUGGACAUGCAAGAGUUUAUAAAAGGACUGCAGGAUUUUGGGGUCUACUUGAGCCCUGCUGAGGUGGAAAGCCUGUUCAAAGAGAUGGACAAGGAUGGCAAUGGAACCAUACGCUUUGACGAGUUUCUCGUUUCGCUCAGGCCUCCCAUGUCAGCGGCAAGAAUUAACCUGAUCAAGCAGGCAUUCAAGAAGAUGGACAAGACCGGAGACGGUGUUGUGACGGUGCAUGACCUGCGUGGGGUCUACAAUGCCCGCCAACACCCAAAGUACCAGAACGGUGAACUCACCGAAGACCAGGUGUUCCUCUUGUUCCUCAAGAACUUCGACAGCCCCAACAAUCCCGAUGGAAAGGUGACUGAAGAAGAAUUCAUCAACUACUAUGCGGGGGUCAGCGCUUCCGUAGACACAGAUGCCUACUUCGACCUCAUGAUGCGAAAUGCGUGGAAGAUUUGAGCGUCUUUCUGGGCAACCCUGCUUUACCAUUUACCCAUCAACCCUCGAGUCUUUGACCUUUCUUUGACCUUGAUCAGUUUAUUUCCGUGAUCAUAAUUGCUCCGACACACUGCAUGCAUCGUAUAGUGCCGACUUGAUUCAGUACCAUCGAGCGUUUCAGCUGUGAUACAUUGGUCAGCCGUACGAUGCUGCAGUUCUUUCUUUUUUUUUUGUCAAGGAUGCACUGCCCAACCUCUUACCCACUUUUUUUAAUGAUCAUUAAUAAUUUAUGGUAUAAUCUCACUUUAAUGCACCUCGUGCGUGUGUGUAGGGUCCACUGAAUCAGUCCAGUUACGAACACUUUCAGAUCAACAGUGGGAAACAUGUAGCCAGUUAUGCUGGAAUCAGUUAAGACAUUUAACAUAUAAGCCUUUGUCUAUUAUGCUGCACUUCUUCCUGAGGUUACAAGUGCACUAUCCUACACAAAAGCCACGAAAGCCAUAUAUACUAAGUAUUUUACUUAGGAAAUAUUUUUUCUAUACUCGUGGGGUAAAAAUCGGGUAAAUAAACAGGUGCUCAAAAUUAAUGCGAAUUCGGGUGAAAAAAACUUCCCGUAUACUAAAUCCGUGGAGAAACACGAACUCUACUGGUUUGGUACAUUUGUUGAUGUAAUCACAUUUGCUGCGCAAACAAGUUAGUGUGCAUUCUUACAGACGUCUCAGUGAGAGCAAUUUGCUGGGUAAAAAUCGGUCCUUCAAUUUGGGGUGCAAAUUCGGGGAAGAAUCGGGCUAAGCCCUAAAACUUCAGGCUCUACUUAUGAUCAAUCGUCACGUUCUGUUCUGUUCCUUGUUUUUUUUUUUUUUUUUUUUUUUUUCUGACUUGUGCCCAUUUUUUGUCUUGGUUUACUUGCGAGACAUCUCAUUGUAAUAGGCCUUUAGAAACAGGUCAGAACAUUUCAGAGCGUUGGAGUUCAGUGUUUCUGUUAAAGAGAGACAUUCUACAAUUUUUAAUACAUCCUCUGUAAAGAUGUAAGUUUUAGCAAUUUAGAAUUUGGAAUAUUUACAAACAUCAGUUUGGUCAUCAUUUCUCAUGAUUCGUGCUAAAAGCUUUAGCCUCUUUAUUGAUACGCAUCCAUCAUUUUAAAUUACUGUCAGAAUGUUUUCCCCCCCUUUUUGGCUUCCGAAAGUCUAAAUAAUGUUUGCCAUUAUUGUCUGAAAUGACAGUGCUUCUGACCUUCAUGCCAAAGAUAGUUGAAUGGGUUUUUGUCACUUUUUAGGCUUUCUCAGUUCGUAUUUACUUACCUGUACUUUGAUGUUUUCUAUAAAUAGCAUCAGUGUGCAUCGAAGUGAGAUUUGCCACGUCAAACUUUUGAGAAAGGAUUGCACUAUGCUGCCAAAGAUGUGUCAAAACAACAGUUUUCCUCCCAUGUUAUCUGUAUGCUCAGGAGACUUGCAUACGAGUGAUGGUGAUAUCGAUGUCUGUGGCACGUUUUCUUAUCUAGCCUAGCUGGUAAUCUUUAUAGUGUUGCAAGACAAUGUAAUGUUUCUACUUGUCUGGUGGCAUAGUGCAUCGAGUGCUACAAGUGUAAUAAGCAGUUUCAACUAUGUGAAAAGUUGAGCUUCAGUAGGAACAGGAGAAAAUAGGUGGCACCUUGCUUGUUUCCCGUAGCUCUAGGAACCUUUUUAUCAUCACGGGAAAAGUCUGAGUAUGGGCAAGAACUAAAACUGACAAAGAGGCACUUUCUCUCUAUCUGUUUUUUUUUUACUUUCGCUUUCUUUACAAAUGCAUUUUGCAUAAUGUACAUCGUUAAAUUCUUUGCGAUACCUGUUUGGUAAUUCUGAGUUACUCACCACAAGUACAGUACGAAGUAGAUUCACACCAGUGGCAUCUAAAUUUUUUUUACGUCUAAAUCACAGUGACACUUAAAUUUUUAGGAAGCUACACCUCUUAAUUUAAUAUGGUACCAAUUUCUGACCCUAGAUGGUGGUGUCAAAGCAGUACAGAAUUUUGUAAAUGGCUCGUAGUAAUUUGUCGUCGAGGUAUGUAGACAGCGUGCAGCAACUUCCAUAGCUCUUCAAAUGCGUUCGCUGAAUGCCAAAAAUAUUAUACGCAACUACUAAACGUGAUAACCUACUUUUGCCAAAUAUGCAGGAACGGUACAAUGCUCUUACAUAUAACCAAAGCGUACGCAGUGGCCACUAUCGUUGCAUUUAUGCCCGCAGGUGCGGCUGAGCUGACGUCCAUAACCCGCGGCUCCGCACGCGCUAAGUUUCAGCCGAUGCUUUAGCCGCGAAGAAUCUGUCCAAAGAGAUGCACUUGUCCGUAUUGGGAAAAUCUGUUUGAAGUAACAAAUUUUUAUUUCUAACCAGGGAUGCAAAUGAAGAUUACUUUCAGUGCAAUUCUCAUUUCCUACUUUACAAAUGUGAAUGAUUUUUUUUUUUAAUGCCCGGAGGAAUCAUGCUGCAAGAUGGCAUCUGAGUAUCCCUCACUACUUUCCUUUUCUUUGGGCAACACCUUCAAAGUCUGCUCCUGAUCUCAGGGGGGAAAAAGAAUGACUGCCUGUGCGACAGUUUUAAAUGGUGUUGCUGGCAUUCAUGAUUCCCUUAGAAUUACAGGGUUUUGUUAUGAUCUCCGGGUCAUUUGCGUCCCUGGUCCAAAUGAUUUCCAGCCAAUCAGCAUGCUCUGCGUGAUCGUCCCGCUUGUGCCAACCUGUUUCCGCACGAGAUUUGGUGUGUCGUGGAGUGCUCGUGGUUUGGUGUUCACCCAGUGUUUAACUUUUGAAAAGGUGCUUUCUUCUUCUAGUCGACACCCAACUAAAGCUCCAGAAAAACUUUGAAGCUUGAGGAGCUUGCACGUUUCAUUUUGCUACACAAAGUAGCUUUUUUUUUUUUUCACAUUUGUCAGAUACCAAAUGUUUGCGAGGACACUUUUAUAAACCACUACUUAAAGGAAGGGCUGUGCCAGUACUAGAGAGCUCAGACUCCAGGUUCAGUGUUGCGGCUCAUACUUGGGGUUCUUCGUUUUCGAGUUAAACCUGAUUUUUCGCUAUAGUUCCCCCCCCCCCCGAACAAGUUAUCAAGAGUUUGGGUAAAACCCGAUAUCUACCAGAAAUCCUUGCGGUCCUUCAACUUGUUGUUCUAGGUAAACCGUUGGAAGAGUGAAUAAUAAUAUCAGCAAGUUCCGAUCGGCAACAUAAAGAUACUUGUUUUUCUCGUCCCAUUGUCACAGUAGUGGCUUGUUUCAUAUGCCUUUCGUUUCACUAGAAAGUUCCCCGAUGACAUAUCAAACAGAGAUCGUAGCGCCUGAUUUCUCCCAGAAGUCUCGUGUGUAAAUGGCACCCGAUUUUUGCCUCCCGAAUUUGAAAGAUCAUAAAACCCGAGAACGAAGAACCCUACUCAUACUUUGUUCGCUUGAUUUUUGCUGUCUCUUCUUCAUGUGCCACAUAACUUUGCCCCACUGUGUCCAACUAGCUCUGUCUGUUUGUGUUUUUUUAGCACUUACCAGAAAUUUUUUUUUACAAUACUGUUGGAAUACACCCCCCAACCAAAAAUGAAAACAAAAGAUUGGUUUUGGUAGGACUGGUUCAGUAGCAUAGCCAGAAUAAAUAUUUUGGAAGGGGUGAUAUGGGAACUUCACAUGAGGGAGGAGGAUUUCAGCCUCGCUCCCCUCCCCUCCCCUCCCCUAAACGCACUACCACAGGUAUGGUUUGGAGGUUACCCCCCCCCACACCUGCUCUGUGGCUAUGCUACUGGCAUGGUUCUUGUGGCAACACAGCCCUACGAUAUAGAUGCCCCCUGCAUUACUGAAGUCUAUCUGGAGCUACUGCUUGCACAGCCUGAGCAUAAGAUUGUUCUACUGAUCAAAUUCUACCUCGUGAGUGAUGCAUUGUCUGGUAUAAGGAUGCCUCUAAAUUUGGAAGCCUUUCUUCUCCACAAAAUUCAAAGAAAUUUUUGUGGAAGGUUAUAAGAGCAGUCAAAGCACUCUUCUGUUAAGUUUGUUCUGGACAGAGAGAAAAAAAAAGGAAAAACAAAAGAAAAGUUCUUCACAGGAAUACAGCAUUGUACUGAUAUGGUUGGAAAGGAGCAUUGCAUUGUUGAUGACCUGAAGUUGUAUAAUCCACAGGUCACAUGUAGAAGCUAUGUUUUGCUUCUCUUAUAAAUCCUAGCGAUUGCCAGGUCAAGGAAUUGAGAAAUUGUUUUACUUGUAUUAACUUGAGAAAUCGUUUGCAAUCUAGGUACUGUUUGAAUGACAUAAUAUUUUUAGGUCUGUCAAAUUUAGGCAGUUUUGGAAUAGGGGAUCUAUAGGAAUGGCAUUGUCACAUCUGUGGGUGUGCUAUCUUUGAAAAAAAAAAAAAAAAAAAAAAAGAUACUGUGCUUACCCAAGCUCUCCCUAAAGUUUUCACAUUCUUGUGGGAGGGGAGAAUAUGCUUGAGCAGUACCUCAGCCUGGUUCACAAAAGGUGCCAAGUGCAUGUAUUGCCAUGCCUGAAAACAGCUGCAAAUAUAAUUAAUAUAUUGGAAACCAUAAAUUGGUUUAGUUCUGACAUAACAGGUAUUUUUGCUAUUAAGACAGCAACAUGCCUGCAAGAAGCAACAUUUUGCGAUUUCUCUUUGGUCCUCUAUUCUCAUGCACGCUGUUUGAAAAGUCUGUUUAUGCUGUCCAGUUGCACACGGUCCAUUGCACAAUUCCAUGAUAAGGCAUUCCUCAUGCAAGUUCAGCUUGCUGAUGGUUUUCUUUUACACUGUCCUGUUGUUAGAGAAAUAUUGAGGUGGUGGAUGGUGAAUUAGAUGGUAUAUAUAUGAAAAAAAGGGGAUGCACACUAUUUUUGUGCUGUUUUUGUUGUCUGUUUGCACAGCUGAUUGUUUUUAAUUGCAGGGUAUGACCUUGCUUCCAUUUUCGAGCUUUUUACUGUUAUUGAAAUAAAAUGCUGUAGACCAAUA
This is a messenger RNA of Ornithodoros turicata, 5614 nucleotides long. Its product is annotated as calcyphosin-like protein. Bases 127 to 696 code for a protein of 189 amino acids. The record is from RefSeq and is a predicted model, not a curated record. The transcript is spliced from 5 exons. Lineage: Eukaryota; Metazoa; Arthropoda; Arachnida; Ixodida; Argasidae. Gene Ontology annotation, molecular function: calcium ion binding.